CGCCGCCGCGGCCCAGCAUGGCGUGGUAGGCGCGGCUGGCCACGGCGAAGAUGUGGGGCGGCAGCGAGUCGUUCUGGAGGCGCCCGUAGCGCUCGGAGACCUGCGGGGAAGCGGCGGCGGAGAGGGAGAAAUUUGGUCUGCGAAAUGAAAGCCUUCACUGCAGUCUACGCGGGCUAGAGGCGCUCUGCGAAUGGCAGUGCUUUAGUCCAUUACUGGAUCCUUUACCUCCCUGUGCAUCAACCCUGACUCUGCCAUGAGUGCCUCGUCCCUGCCCUUUGUGGUUGGAGCAAACACGGUGGAAGACCAGCGGGCUCGCUGGGAGAGGAAGCGCAGCAGGACAGCCAAGGAACUGCUGGAAACAGAACACAAAUACCUUGAGCAGCUGGAUUUGGUUCUCACAUACUUUGUGACAAUCUUAAAGGCCAAAGGGACGCUGAAGCCUGCUGUGUUGGAAACUAUAUUUGGGCCCCUGGAGUCCUUAUAUUCAGCCAGCCAUGUUCUCUCACUUCACCUGGAGAAAGGGAAUUUGGGACCAGGACUGGAAAAUUUUUGUCAGAGUCUGGAUCUUUAUGGCCACUAUGCUGAGAAUUUGGAGCAUGCAAAUAAAACCUUGAAGGAGCAAAUGAGAAAAAAUAAGUCAUUCCGGCGGUUUAAGAAACUCCAGGAGACUCGACCUCAGUUUCAAGGGAGAGUGCUAGAGGAUCUGCUUCCUUUGCCCCUGCAGAGGCUGCGCCAGUACAAGCAUUUCUUCAGAGAUCUGCUGGAGAACACCAGCCCAGACACUGCUGAGUACCAGAAACUUGCAAAGACUGUGAAAUCUGUUUGUGAAGUAUCUCACUGGGUCCAAGACAUCUUUGAUAAGAGAGAGAACUCCUUGCAGCUACUUCGGGUUCAGAAAUUGCUCAAAGGACAAAAGACUCAGGUUUUGACUCCAGGGCGCUGGUAUAUCCGGGAAGGCUGGCUCUUGGUGGUGCCUGCAAAGGGAGAAGAGCUGAAGCGCAGGAUGUUCUUCCUGUUCUCUGACAUCCUCAUCGCAGCGAAGCCCUGCCACCCCCUGCACCUGCUGAACUCCAACAAGCUGUGCUGCCAGGCUGUCUACCCGCUCCACCAGUGCUCAGUGGAUAAAGUGUUCGGCCACACGUGGAGCCAGGGAGGGCUCCUCAGUCUUUCCUUUCCACACAAGACACUGCUGUUGAUGUCCAGCAACCAACAAGAGAUCAAUGACUGGUACCAGAGUCUCACAGCUGCAGUCAGGCAGCUGAAAGCCUGACCCACCUGACUGCCUGGCAGGACAAACACCCUCAUGGCAGAAGCUUCCACAAUCUUACAAAAUGUUCAGGGACAUAUAGUAGCACUGAAUUGAGAAGGACUACACACUGUGUUUGUGAGAUGAUGCAUGCUUUGUUAGCUGCCCUAAUGUUCAUACAGAUACUGCAAAAAAAGCAUUUGUACAUAAAAAAACCCCAACAAACAUGUAUCAAGAAUUUUUCCCCAAUUUAGCUUAGAAGCAUCAAGCUUUUUUGCACUUUAGUAAACUCAAGAUCACUUAAGGUCAAGCAGUUGGGAGUGUGACUUGUUUUCCCUCAUCAAAUGUUUUUUAAAGGAAUUUUUUUAUUUUGUUAAAGCCUCAGCAUGGACUUUUAAUAAUGUGGAAGUUGUGCAGCAGUUUGGUUCA
Molecule: messenger RNA, 1675 nt
Organism: Passer montanus (Eurasian tree sparrow)
Lineage: Eukaryota; Metazoa; Chordata; Aves; Passeriformes; Passeridae
Gene: ARHGEF39
Product: Rho guanine nucleotide exchange factor 39
Exons: 11
Coding region: 254-1270 (338 amino acids)
Biological process (GO): positive regulation of cell migration
Cellular component (GO): plasma membrane
Molecular function (GO): guanyl-nucleotide exchange factor activity
Source: RefSeq, a predicted model, not a curated record